CAGGCUCCGCUAGCAUAGCCGGUUCCUCUUUACAUAACGGCGCGGGGCGGAAUGGGCUCGGGCCACCGCCUCCGCCCGGCCGCCUGCCCGGACUAUCGCGGCCCGCGGUGGGGACGGCGGCCGCAGCAGCAAAGUUUCCCCGGUGGCGGCCCGGGGGCGCAUCCUCCCGCAACUGUCAAGCGCUGGCGGCGGAAAUGAUGAGACGCUGGCCAUUUUCCGAGCCCGGGUUUCCUGCCUGAGCCCCGCUCGAGCGAGCCGCGAGCCAGCAGCCGGCGCGCAGGAGAGAACGCGCCCGGGGCGGGGGCCCGCCCGCCCCCUCGGGAUUUCGGGGGCCCGGAGGCGCGCGACGCCAUGGGCCGGCCCGGCCCGGACCCCCUCUCUCUCAGCCUGGCCACUCCACCUCGGUCUCCGCCAUGAAUGGACCUGCCCUGCAGUCCUCCUCGGCUUCCCCCGCGCCCUCGUCUGCAACCGCGGCCCCGUCCCCGAGGGGCUGGAGCGAGUUCUGCGAGCUGCACGCGGUGGCCACGGCCCGGGAGCUGGCCCGGCAAUACUGGCUCUUCGUCCGCGAGCACCCGCAGCACGCGCCAUUGCGGGCCGAGCUCGUGUCGCUGCAGUUCACCGACCUCUUCCAGCUCUACUUCUGCCGUGAGGUGCGCCAGGGCCGGGCACCGGGGCCCCCGGCGCGUGACUACCGGGAGGCGGGUCGCGGGCCUCCGGCCAAGGCCGAGGCGUCCCCCGCGGAGCCGGGCCCCGCCGCCCCGGCCCUGCCCAAGGCCCGCAGUUCGGAGGAGCUGGCCCCGCCACGGCCUCCUGCGUCCUGCACCUUCCAGCACCUGCGCCACAGCCUCCGCCACAUUAUUCGCCGCCGCUCGGCUGGGGAGCUGCCGGCCGCCGGGGCUGCUGGGGAGGCUCGGGCCAAACCUGGCCUGGCCAGGAAGCUCCUGCCCAGGAGCCUGGCCCGGGAGCCACUGCCCGAGGCCCUCAAGGAGGCGGCGCUGCGCUACAGCCUGGCGGACGAGGCCUCCAUGGACAGCGGGGCGCGCUGGCAGCGCGGGCGGCUGGCCCUGCGACGCGCCCGAGGCCCUGACGGUGGGGCGGACCGUGUGCUGGAGCUCUUCGACCCGCCCAAGAGUUCCAAGCCCAAACUCCAAGCAGCCUGCUCCAGCAUCCAGGAGGUCCGGCGGUGCACACGCCUCGAGAUGCCCGACAAUCUCUACACCUUCGUGCUGAAAGUGAAGGACCGAACAGACAUCAUCUUUGAGGUGGGAGACGAGCAGCAGCUGAAUUCAUGGAUGGCUGAGCUCCAGGAAUGCACAGGCCAAGGCAGGCUGGAGAGCACAGACCCAGAGCUGCACGUUCCCCCAGCUCUCGAGCCCCCCAUGGCGAGCUCUCCCAGGGGAAGCACAGAUUCCCUGAACCAAGGUGCUUCUCUUGGGGGGUUGCUGGACCCAGCCUGCCAGAAAACAGAUCACUUCCUGUCCUGCUACCCCUGGUUCCAUGGUCCCAUCUCCCGAGUGAAGGCAGCUCAGCUAGUCCAGCUGCAGGGCCCUGAUGCCCACGGAGUGUUCCUGGUACGGCAGAGUGAGACACGGCGUGGGGAAUACGUGCUCACAUUCAACUUCCAGGGCAUAGCCAAGCACCUGCGUCUGUCGCUCACCGAGCGGGGCCAGUGCCGAGUGCAGCACCUUCACUUCCCCUCGGUCGUGGACAUGCUCCACCACUUCCAGCGCUCACCCAUCCCACUCGAGUGCGGCGCUGCCUGUGACGUCCGGCUGUCCAGCUAUGUGGUAGUCGUCUCCCAGCCACCAGGUUCCUCCAACACGGUCCUCUUCCCUUUUUCCCUCUCUCGCUGGGAUUCAGAGCUGGGCCUCCCCCACCUUAGCUCUUCUGGCUGUCCACGGGGGCUCGGCCCAGAGGCUCUCCCAGGCCGAUCCUCGCCUCCCGAGCAGAUCUUCCACCUGGUGCCUUCACCUGAGGAACUGGCCAACAGCCUGCGCCACCUGGAGCCCGAGCCUGCCACCCGAGCCCGCGACUCAGACUACGAGAUGGACUCCUCCUCCCGGAGCCACCUGCGGGCUGUUGACAAUCAGUACACGCCUCUCUGACAGGCGGUGAGGAGUCCCUGGUCCAGCACAGCAAGCAAGAGAGCACCUUGUGAAUGUAACUUUCCUUCCUUUCAGAAAGAUGUAAGGGACACUGGUAACUGCUCCUUCCAGUUUGGAUGUGACCCUUCUAUUAGGCCUGUUAAAGGGCCUCCUGUAAGCUUCAUCUACCCCCUGUCUUUCUCUCAUUGUUUACAGAUGUAGUUCUUGUUUGCAGAUGCCUCUAGCUCCUGCCCUGGGUCCCUAGGACUGGUCCCCUGGGUCCCUAGGACUGGUCCCCAUCACUCUUAGAGGAGGUGGUGGGGUUAGGGCCAGAACUGGCAGUGGAAACUUGUUCGUCACUGACGCUGUCACAGCUGAUGACAGACUUUAAGCCCAAAACACUAACAAGCCCUGGAUUCUCUUAUGGUUUUCCUGUUGUAGCUUCAGUCCACAUGGCACCUCUGCUGUACCCAGGCCAUAGGUGACCACCCUGAACCUGCUUCGACACAGCCUUAGGACAAAGCUCUAGCAGAUGGACAAGUUAAACGUCAAAAAUGAUUUUAAACAUUUUACCUCAAAUUAAUUUUUCAAAGAAUUCAGGUUUCAAAACUAAACCAUUGCUUAUUUCAUUGCACUGUUUGAAUUACUACCCAUGCGAUUUUUAUAGUCAGACAGCUAUGCAAACCCUACCUGACUAGUUCCCGGUGUGAGCCAGCACGCCUGGCUUCCUGGUCUGUUGCGUCCUCAGGACAGUCACCUGCUGCUGAGUAGCAACUGUCCUUCCUAAAUGUAAAGAAGUGAUGUGUCACCCUUUCAGGGACAUUCAGGCAAUUACUGAAAUAGGAGGGUGGCAAGUUACAGUUCUACCCUGGUGCCUUAUGAAUAAAAUGGAGUUUGGUUUAUAGCAGCUUUAUGGUGAGAGUUCAACUAACUGAGGUGUAAAGGACGGACAAACAAAAAGGGAAGAAGGGCUCCUGGGCCUUUCUAGUAAAUUCUUCACCAACAGGGUUGGCUUGGAGCCCCCCAGCGUCUGAUGGCUUAUUAAAUUAUUCCACAAGGUUUUAGACUCAUUCCUGAGCCAAAAUGGAAGCGAGGCCUCUGCUGCCACGGCUAACGAGGAGCUCCUUUCACUGCCCAUAAUCAGCGUGCUGUUCCGGCUGGUACUGCGUCACUUGAUGAAGAAGGUGUGUGCACGGACACAUCUCCAACAGGCAGGGAGGGCCCGCGGUCAAUCCUCUAUCUAUACUUUCACAAGUGAUACAAUUCGCGGGGCGGGGGUGAGGGGGAGCUGGCUCCUCCCAGAUCUUCCGGGCGGAGGCUCAGAAACAAGGGGACAGUGACAUGACAGAGUGAAGUCAGCUGCUCCCGGCUGCCAGCAGAGCCAUUCAGUACAGCCGCCAGGCUCACCCAAGUGGCUCCUGGGAACCUGGCAGCUCAGCACAGCUUCAUGUAUAUAGACGCACAUCAAUUUUAGGCUAAAAUUAAACCUUGGCCUAAAACUGACUACUGACUGCCUUAUCUGGGGUGAGGGUUUGGUCUGCUCCCUCUAGCCAUUCUCUGUACUCCAAGAGGUCAGACAUUUGCUUCUAGAAUUUUCUGGGGUUUUUUUGGAGGGGAGGGGAGAGGCAAGUAGCCCACCUCGUUACUUUUAGAACCAACACUCCUGGUGUUUUGAGAGCUUGUAAAGCAGAUAACAACCCUGAUCCAGAUUUGUGGUCCAUUUCUAAGGAUCCUUAUUUUCUACAAAUCAAGCAGGCUUCUCUAAGUAAUGAAUGCUAAUUAAGCAAAGUGUGAACCAGGGGAGCGAGCACUAUUUUGAAUGUCUCUUUUUAAAGAGAAAACUAAUCACAAAGUCAAUGCUGACAAGUCUACUGGUGCAGAAUUCCCCUUGUCUGCACAGGAAAGGAACUGAGUAAAUGCCCUCCUCCCUCCACAUUUGGGAUAUGACAUAUUCAAGCCAGGGGCACUCUCACUCCUGAGCAGUCUCAACGUACACAUCUCAGAUAGUGCCAAACCAGAAGCUGUGACCCACUGGCUACAAAGUACAAGCUCAGAUUCUGACAGAAUUGGAAGUCACCCACCUCCAGACUGCUUCAGUAUAAAAUGUUCAAGAAAAACUUUUCCUUUCUAAACACGUCUGAGUUACCAGGAUAGUUCAAAAUACAUUCUGACAAACCCCAUAAUGGCCUGGGAAGAAGUGACACUAAACCAAUGCCUUUCCUUCGUGCUAGAGCAGGUCGAGCUGGAGGAGGGAGCAGUGGGUCCCUGGGCUUGAUGCCCUCAGUGACCCUGCUGGCUGCAGCUGGCCUGCCACGAUGAUAGCACAUUCUACCACCCUUCCAGUCCUGAUGUGACCACUGCUGGCAGCAAGAGGCCAAGCCAGCAGCCUCCACUGAACCCAGGCUCUGAGUGCCAAAGGGACAGCAACCAUCAGUUAUCUACUUACAGACAACAAAGAUAGCUUGACUGUUCCCAGCACCAUCACUUCCUUAAUCUGACUUUAAUUAACUUUUACAAACUACUAACAGUCACCAGCACCAAAGAAUUAAGUCAACUAACCUGCCUUGAAUUUUAGACCAGCAAUCCAUAUGGCUUUAUCUGGUAUAAAUCUUCUGCCUUUGAUCAUUUCCGGACCGUGUAGGAAAAAGGAAUAGCAAUCAUUAAAAUCGUAGGCCAGAGAACACUAUUUUUAUAUAACAGUUUCUUAACCUAAAAUCAAGGCCUUGAACUCUUCCCUAAGGGUUGCCUAAAAUUCCUUCAUGCUUUUAUUCAGGGCUAAGUCUCUUAUCGCAAAUGUCAUGUGAGCUCUAACAUCUCCCACAGGUUACAGGAACUUAUAUUAUCCACUGCCUCUUAACAAGGACACAUCUGACAUCCAGUGUUUGGUUGGAACAAGCAGAGCAUUGUAACAAUACAGAAAAUGAAUUCAUCUUCUAUCAUUAUAGGCAGAAGGUUAUUUGGCAAAUUUUUAUGUCUUGUUUAUGUACUGUAUAAGUAACUUAUUCUUGAAUAAUGCAAAAUUUGCUACAAUGUACAAAUUGCUAUAUGUGA
This is a messenger RNA of Rhinolophus ferrumequinum (greater horseshoe bat), 5135 nucleotides long. It is a transcript of the gene SH2B3, whose product is annotated as SH2B adaptor protein 3. Gene Ontology annotation, biological process: intracellular signal transduction. Gene Ontology annotation, cellular component: plasma membrane. The record is from RefSeq and is a predicted model, not a curated record. Bases 414 to 2105 code for a protein of 563 amino acids. The transcript has 8 exons. Gene Ontology annotation, molecular function: transmembrane receptor protein tyrosine kinase adaptor activity. NCBI's taxonomy places the organism in Eukaryota, Metazoa, Chordata, Mammalia, Chiroptera, Rhinolophidae.